AGUGUUUGGUUUCCGCGCGGAGUCAAUAUGGCAACCACGAGCCGCGAAAGAAAACCAGGCGAUGAGCCUCUGGAUGAGGGGAUGGAGACCGACAGGUCGGUGCUGAGGUGCGGCAGUGGGAGCGGAGACAAUUCCUUCAACAGUGUCUCCAAUCGUGUCCCCCACUGUCCUCUGACGCCUUCUUUGACUCCCCGAAAACGGACGACGAGCCAGUGCAAGACCGAGCCUCCUCUCCUGAGGACCAACAAGAGGACCAUCUACACUGCAGGCAGACCACCGUGGUACAACGUCACUGGGACCACCUUCAAAGAGGCCUUCGUCAUCGGUCUGUGUGGAGGAAGUGCCUCUGGGAAAACCACUGUGGCCAAUAAGAUCAUUGAAGCGCUGGAUGUUCCCUGGGUGGUUCUGCUUUCUAUGGAUUCUUUCUACAAGGUGCUGAAUAAAGAAGAGCAGGAUCUGGCUGCUAAAAACGAGUACAACUUCGAUCACCCCGACGCCUUCGACUUUGAGCUGCUGGUCAACGUCCUCAGGAAGCUGAAGAAAGGAAAAAGCAUCAAAGUGCCGGUUUAUGACUUCACCACUCACAGCAGACGCAAAGAAUGGAAAACAGUUUAUGGAGCCAAUGUGGUCAUCUUUGAGGGCAUCUUGGCGUUUGCCAACAAAGAGCUGCUGAAGCUCCUGGACAUGAAGGUGUUUGUAGAAACGGAUUCGGACAUCCGCCUGAUCCGGCGGCUGAAGAGGGACGUCUCCCAGCGAGGGCGGGACAUUAACGGCGUCAUCAAACAGUACAAUAAGUUUGUGAAACCCGCAUUCGAGCAGUACAUCGAGCCCACGGUGCAGGUUGCUGAUAUUGUGGUCCCUAAAGGUGGAGACAACUUUGUGGCUUUAGAUCUGAUUGUUCAGCACGUUCACAGUCAGCUGGAGAAGAGGAAGCUCCGCUGGGACAUAUCAGCUCUGGCCUCGGCUCACCAGGGUCAGCCUUUACCCAAAACCCUCAGUGUGCUGGAGAGCACGCCACAGGUCCGCGGCAUGCACACCAUCAUCAGGAACAAGGAGACGAACCGAGACGAGUUCAUCUUCUACUCCAAGAGAUUAAUGAGGCUGCUGAUAGAACAUGCCCUCUCCUUCCUGCCUCUCAAGCCCGUUUCCGUGGAAACGCAUCAGGGUACCAUCUACGAGGGGAAAAGGCUGAGUGGAAAAAGAAUCACGGGUGUUUCCAUCCUGAGAGCGGGGGAGACGAUGGAGCAGGCUCUGAUGGCCGUCUGUAAAGACAUCCGACUCGGGAAGAUCCUCAUUCAGACCAACCACGACACCGGAGAACCAGAGCUUCACUACCUCCGUCUACCCAAAGACAUCAGCGAGGACUACGUCAUCCUGAUGGACAGCACCGUGUCCACCGGAGCGGCCGCCCUCAUGGCCGUCAGGGUUCUGCUGGACCACGAUGUGGCCGAGGACAAGAUCUUCCUGUUGUCCCUGCUGAUGGCGGAGAUGGGCGUCCACUCGGUGGCGUACGCCUUCCCUAAAGUCCGCAUCAUCACCACGGCCGUGGACAAGGAGGUCAACGACCAGUUCCACAUCAUCCCAGGGAUCGGUAAUUUUGGAGACCGUUACUUCGGCACGGACGCUCCGUCAGACUUUUGUGAAAGUGACGACGGGAUGGACCUCUGAGGAGGACGAAGGAGUAAAGAUUGUUUCAGAAUCAUUUACCCGUGACCAGAUUUGUCGAGG
Messenger RNA from Nematolebias whitei (Rio pearlfish), 1728 nucleotides. Its product is annotated as uridine-cytidine kinase-like 1. The coding region runs from base 28 to 1668 and encodes 546 amino acids. Lineage: Eukaryota; Metazoa; Chordata; Actinopteri; Cyprinodontiformes; Rivulidae. Gene Ontology annotation, cellular component: cytoplasm. The transcript has 15 exons. Gene Ontology annotation, molecular function: kinase activity; ATP binding. The record is from RefSeq and is a predicted model, not a curated record.